Molecule: messenger RNA, 1365 nt
Organism: Necator americanus (New World hookworm)
Lineage: Eukaryota; Metazoa; Nematoda; Chromadorea; Rhabditida; Ancylostomatidae
Exons: 14
Coding region: 1-1365 (454 amino acids)
Biological process (GO): proteolysis
Molecular function (GO): serine-type carboxypeptidase activity
Source: RefSeq, a predicted model, not a curated record
AUGGCUCCAACUACCGCCGUAACCGUUCUACUGGUCAUUAGCCAAUGCAUAUCGGCCGCAUUGAUCACUAACUUACCAGGAGCGCCACCGGUUAACUUCAAGCAGUACUCCGGCUACUAUACUGUUGGAGCGACUAAAAAUCAUCAGCUGCAUUAUUGGUUCGUUGAGUCUCAAAAUAAUCCAGCUUCGGAUCCACUCCUAUUGUGGUUGACGGGUGGACCAGGAUGUUCUGGUUUGUCUGCUCUUUUGACUGAAUGGGGUCCAUUUAUGGUGAAUCCGGACGGAGCUACAUUAAUGGCAAAUCCUUACUCAUGGAACAAAAAUGCUUCAAUCCUCACAUUGGAAGCUCCAGCCGGAGUCGGAUAUUCGUUCGCUACUGAUGGUAAUGUGAGAACCGGUGAUGAUAAGACGGCUAGUGAGAACUGGGAAGCUUUGGUGGCGUUCUUCAACGAGUUCCCUCAGUACAAAAACAAUGAUUUUUAUGUGACGGGAGAGUCCUACGGCGGUGUUUAUGUUCCGACAUUGAUGCAAACAAUUCUGGACAGACAAAAUCAAUCCCAUAUCAACAUUAAGGGAUUUGCAAUCGGUAAUGGAUGCGUGUCGGCGAAUGAGGGUACCGAUGCGUUGAUCAAUUUCCAGUACGCUCAUGGAAUGAUAGACGACAGCAAAUGGGAGAGGAUUAAAUCGCAGUGCUGCAACAACGACACCGAUGGAUGUCCUUUCCAUUCUUUUAAUGGUUUUGAUACUUGUUCUUUAUUCGUCCAAACCACCACAACGAGUGCAUGGGAAAGUGGCAUAAAUCCGUAUAAUAUGUAUGAUAGCUGUGUGAACGUGAACUCUGCCGAGGCAAAAGUAUCUACUCGAUUCCGUUUGGAGUACAAAUACCGUACCGGGAAGGAACUGGACGUAUCUCAGCUCUCAACUGUGCCGUGCAUGAACGAAACAGCGGUUACGGUGUACCUUAAUCGUGCCGAUGUACGCAAAGCUCUUGGAAUACCUACAACACUGGGACCGUGGUCUAUUUGCAGUGACGUGAUCAGCAACACCUAUGACAGACAGUAUGGAGAAAUGUCGUCACGAGUAAAGAAUGCUCUGGAUAAAGGUCUUAAAGGAAUGAUCUACAGCGGGGACAUCGACAUGGCGUGCAAUUUUUUGAUGGGGCAGAGAUUUUCUCGUAAGUUAGGCUAUAAGGAAGUACAGAACAAGAAGCACUACAUUGUGGAUGGACAAGUUGGUGGAUACCACACUCAAUAUGAAAAUCUUCAUUUCGUUACUGUUAGGGGCGCAGGACACAUGGUGCCCACGGAUAAGCCAUCCGUUGCCUACUACAUCCUCGAAAAGUUCCUAUUCAAUGGGAAAUUUUAA